CAGAAGUGAGCUGCAACUGAAAAGUUGAGUUCCCAAAGCAUUGAGACACUGUUGCAUCAGUUCUUUCUGGGAUCUGUAGAGUUAAAAAUAGAAAAUUGUCUGUUGCUAAAAUUAACUUCUGAUGUUGCCAUACGAUUUCAUUCACAACAGCCAGCGUCGUGUUUUGAGCCUAUAAGUACCAAGCCAAAGAGCGCGGACAAGGCAAAGGAUUAGUGUUGUUGCAAGAAGAACGAGGUUUGAGGUAGAAAACAGUGCCAAAAGAGAAGUGAAAUCCCACUAGCCGCAAUGCAGUCUGGAUAGAUCAUGGAUUAUGUGCGUCAAUAAUGCAACAAUUUGGACUCGUGUUUUUUUCAAUAUGUGAAUGUGACUAAGAUAGUCGCGAGUAACGGCGAGCGGGCUAACCAUGUACAGACCCUAAGCACUCCUUCGGUAUGAAUAAGAAUCUAAACUGAUGGUCUGACUAAAGCACGGUGGCUUGUUCAGUUGGAUUGACAAAAUGUGAUUCAAAUGUGCGCGAAAGCGAAGGCUGCCUGUUUUCAGUGAAUACUACAUCUGCCCGAAUCUUUGGGAGAAGACUUGCGUUAUGCUUGUUUUGUGUAAAAUUAAUGGUACGUUGGUGUAGGGUUGUAAAUUUGUAUACAUCAUAUAACAACUACGAAAGGGAAGAUACAAUACAGACAUAUUCAUUUCACACGACUUGCAGUGGUUGCAAGCUGCUUCUCAAAAGACACUUGAAUGGUUAGCUCUACAUAUCCCUCACAAACGAACGCGCUUCAAGGAAGGAAAACGGCAAUAAAAUAAACAUUUUUGGGGAGUAAGCUCUGAGUUCUUUCUUUUUCCCCCCUUUACUCAAGAAAGUUCUUUGAAAUAUAGAAGUUUCUAUCAACGUGUGCAAAGGUGCUAUUUGAGAGUUGGUUAAUCCAGCCUUUGACAUCCCAUGAUGGCAACCAAGGACGGUGAAAUCUUCAAAGAGAUCAACAGCCUGUACAAAAACAUCAGCCGGGUGACCACGGGGCAAGCCGUCGUGGACAGUGUGUGUUAUGAGGACGAGCACAGGAUCUACUUCAGCAUCACGCCCAACGACGGACAUUACAAGGAUGCUACCGUCAAAUUUGCGAUUCUAGCAAACAGUGAGUACCCGCAAGAGGCCCCCACUGUGCGGUGUUUGAACCGCGUCUACCACCCCAACAUCGAUCUCCCAGACGACGAUCUCGACGAGAUAGGGGGGUCUACCAUCUGUGUGAACACGCUAAGCGAGGACUGGACGCCAGCCCUGGGUCUGGACGGGGUCAUUAUGUCCGUGCUCUUCCUCUUCCACAACCCCAACGUGGAUGACGCUCUGAGCCCAGUCUUCGGGGAGGAGAUGACGGACGAGGAGUUGGCGGAGAAUGUGAGAAGAUCCAUUCGGGGGGAGGAGGUGGAGGGGGUCCAGUUUGACAGGCUGGUGGUUGGGGUUGGUGGAGAAAAGAAUGUUGGGGCUGAGGCAGGGAGCGAUGGGUCAUGCAGAGAGGGUGAUGGUGAUAGUGAGGCAGGGAGCGAUAGAACAUGCAGAGACGGUGAUAGGGACGUCAAAGUCAAAGGGGGCGUGGAGCAGAUGGCGGGGAGAAACGUGGAACCGGAAAAGGAACGACCCGAAGGAGAAGUGCGAGCUGAUGGGAACGUAAAGGAAGACACAACAGAAAGUGGUGAUAUUGAACAGAGCCCGGUGUCUAGUGGACAACAGGAGUGUAUCAUGCUGGGUUAUGGUGCAGAGGACUCUGGUUUGAAUCCCCAGUGGAACAUUCUUGGGCUGUUUCGAGAGUUUCAACAAAUGUUCUUCGCCUGUUUGGUUGGGUCCUAUCAGAGAUGGACGAACGACUGGAGGAGGUCCCGUCUUGUACAGAAACUCAUCACAGUGCUGAUGGGGUCGCUAACGCCAUGUCGAACAAUUAACGUACAACAAGAAGGUGAUCAAGAGAGGCAUUUGAUCAUUGGUGAACAACAAGGGGAUCAAAAUUGGAGAACACUGCCGAGUUGACAAAGGGCGAACCGGCAGAAAAGGAAAACAAGGGGAAUUCGACGACAAGUGAUCAUCAGGGAGUUGAUGAAGAUUAUUUGGUUGAUGUAAACACGAACUAGGAUACAUGAAAUAUAUAUAUAUACGUAAAUGACAAACAAGAAGACAAGAAAGUGAAUUAACUGUAUUUUAGGGAAGGACUUCCGAGAAAGAGACCAUGAAUCAGAGGAUAUUUAUAUCAUAGUAUACAUGUAUUUUAAUCAUGCAUAAUAAUAUGGGCCUAUACCCUGCCAGGGGUGAAAGGCAUUGAUGAAGAUGAUAAUAUGGAGAAAGGGUGUUGGGAAGGGAAAUGGUCUGGGGAAAAAAAGACGGAAGAGAGUAAUACAUGAAUGGGAAGGUGGGGGAAUUCCACACCCAGGGUAAUUCCACACCCCCACUUACAGCCCUUAGAACCAACAGAAAUCUGUUUGACGUUCAGCUUUAAUCAUUUGCUUAUGUCUACCAUAUUUUAUUUUUCAAUUCAGCUAUAAUUUCUUGUCAUGUCUGUCCGUUUAUUUUCAUUUUGGCAUGUGUGCUCAUGUGGGUGUGGAAUUGCCCCAUGAUAUUAAAUUUAUAAUUAAGUUGAAAUGGUGAUAUAGUAGAAUUCAUAUUAUGUUUUGUUUCGUAACUUAUCAGACCCAAAGUAAAACUGUUGUGGAGGAUGUGUCCUUUUUCUACACAAAUAGCUUCUACAACACUUCUUGUUUCACAAUCCAAUUGAAAAGUAUGGUGUGGAAUUCCCCCAUUUUACUAUACAUGUUAAAAAAAAACCAGGGGACUAUCGGCAGUGAGACAGCUAAUGAUUUAUUUUACAGUCAAGCAGACACAUACUGAACUGGCAAUUCAUGAACAAACAUCCAGAUCCUGAAUUUUUAUUUUAUUUGUACAUAAUAUGUAUAUAUAUAAAUGUAUAUUCCUUGUUUAAAACAUGUACACCAAAAUUCGUACAAAAUGAAAAGACUUCUGCUUCUCGUCGAUUUUGCCAUGUGCAUGCUAGACUAAUAAUAAUAAUAAUAAUGUAGAUCAUUUCUAUA
Molecule: messenger RNA, 3069 nt
Organism: Aplysia californica (California sea hare)
Lineage: Eukaryota; Metazoa; Mollusca; Gastropoda; Aplysiida; Aplysiidae
Product: ubiquitin-conjugating enzyme E2 S
Exons: 2
Coding region: 938-2017 (359 amino acids)
Biological process (GO): protein neddylation
Cellular component (GO): nucleus
Molecular function (GO): NEDD8 transferase activity
Source: RefSeq, a predicted model, not a curated record